This is a messenger RNA of Salvia hispanica, 1761 nucleotides long. RefSeq lists its product as uncharacterized. The record is from RefSeq and is a predicted model, not a curated record. NCBI's taxonomy places the organism in Eukaryota, Viridiplantae, Streptophyta, Magnoliopsida, Lamiales, Lamiaceae.
AUGCAUCGAUAUUUUAAAAAAUCAAGGAAUGAUUCAACUUCUAGUUUGAGUAUUGCAACCCCGAAUUCGACUGUGAACCAGGAUGGAAUCAAUGUUGCAAGUUUUGAAGCUAAUUCUGAAAACAUAGUUAGUGACCCGAAUGCGAUUUUGAAUCAAGAAAGAAUCAAUAUUGAAGUUAAUCCGGAAAACAUAGUUAGUGACCCGGGGCUACGGAGUCCUAUUGCUAGUUAUGAUGUUCAAAUAAGGGAUCGCAUUCGAAGAGAAUAUGUCUCUAAGGGGCCUUGUCAACCGAAAGGUCAUGUCUUUAGGAAAACUUCGUAUGGUAAAGAGAAAAGGAGCUUCCAAGCUAAAUGGUUUGAAAAACAUAUAUGGUUGGAAUAUAGUGUUGAAAAAGAAGCGGCAUUUUGUUUUUGGUGUUAUCUUUUCAAGCCUAUUAAUGCCAAUCGUUUUGGAGAUGAUGUAUUCGUGAGUACGGGCUUUAAAAAUUGGAAAAAGGCGCUUGCUAUUUUUAGAGAACAUGAAGGUUCAGCAAAUAGCACACAUGAUCAGGCCAGAAUACUUUUUGAAGGGUUUAAAAAUCAAAGACAAAGUGUUGAUUACAAUUUGAGGAAAUAUGAUAAGGAAGACGAAGUCAACUACCGCAUUCGCUUGACUGCUUCUUUAGAUGUGAUUCGAUUAUUGUUAAGACAGGGAUUGCCAUUUCGUGGGAAUGAUGAAUCAUUUGCGUCUACAAACAAGGGAAACUUUCUAGAGAUACUUAAAUGGUAUUGUGAGCAUAAAGAAGAGGUAGCUGCAGUUACAUUGGAGAACGCUCCACGUAAUAAUCAGAUGACUAGUCCUUUGAUUCAAAAGGAAUUAUCAAAUUGUUGUGCUGUUGAGACUACGAAAGUUAUUUUAGAAGAUAUUGAAAAUCGCAAAUUCUCUCUAUUGGUUGAUGAAGCGCGAGAUUCAUCGAUAAAAGAGCAAAUGGCUUUGGUUAUUAGAUACGUGAACAAUAAUGGAGAGAUUAUAGAAAGAUUCUUAGCCUUGGUACAUGUCACUGAUACUACAACAAAGUCAUUGAAGGAAGGGAUUGACUCAGUGUUUGCUAAGCAUGCUUUAUCUUUAUCACGGUUAAGAGGUCAAGGCUAUGAUGGUGCAUCAAAUAUGCGGGGUGAGUACAAUGGUCUGAAAACCCUUAUACUGAAUGAAAAUAGAUCUGCGAAGUACAUCCAUUGUUUUGCUCAUCAGCUCCAACUAGUCGUGGUAAAUGUUACAAAACAACAUGGUGCUAUAAGUGACUUUUUCACCAUUGUCACUAUGAUUGUAAAUACAUGUGGAACAUCUUGUAAAAGGAGAGACAAACUACGACAAGCUGAGCAUGAGAAAAUUGUCAAAUCUCUAGAAAGGGAAGAGAUUAAAAGUGGAAGAGGUUUAAAUCAAGAGAUGAGUUUAAGGCGGCCGGGUGACACUCGAUGGGGAUCACACUUCACUACUUUGCUUCGUCUAAAAGGUAUGUGGUCAUCGGUAAUUGAAGUACUUGAAAAUGUAUAUGAAGAUGGUACUAAUCCAGAUAAUAAAGGUAUAUCAAAAACAUUGAGUAUGAGGCUUGGAAGCUAUGACUUUGUUUUUAUUUUACACUUGAUGAUUGAGUUGCUUGGGUCAACAAAUGAUUUGUCAAAAGUUUUGCAACUUCGGGAUCAAAAUAUAGUUCAAGCUAUAUCUUUGAUUGAUACAACUAAAAGGACUUUGCAAGACUUUCGGGAGAAUGGAUGGAACUAA